GUCUGCUUUUCUUUUUUUCUUUUCAGAAUCAAAUAGAACGUAUUGAUUCAGCAGAACUGGCUGAUUGUGCAGCAGUCGUCAUGAAUAGGCACAGGGUCAUCUGUUUCUUAACACAUGUAUAAGAUAAAAAGGUUCAGACAAGGAACUGGAUGGUAUUUUCUGACAAAUGGAGAACUAUUUCCAAGCAGAGGCAUAUAACCUCGAUAAGGUUUUAGAUGAAUUUGAACAAAAUGAAGAUGAUGCUGUUUCACCUACAUUAUUGGGUGCAAAGUGGAAUCAGGUUCUAGAUCCCCCUUCUCAUCGGCUGUCAUGUAAUCCAGCUCUGUCCAGCGUGCAUGAAGCUUCAAUUCCUAAUGAGUGUCAACAGAGAUUAAAGUCUUUCUCCCUGACCCAUUCAACCACCACUCCAACAGGAGGAGAGGGGGAUCAUUGUGCUAAUGGAAUGGAUCUUAGUAUAAAUCCAGAGACCCCAACUGUGUGGAUUGAUGAUCAGGCAAAAGCAGAUGAUCAUUUAAUGAAGAGAAAUAGUAAUCAGGAUGAUCAGUGUAAUGCUAUGGAAACAGGAGAAAGGAAAUGUGGAAAUCCAGCCUGCUUGCCAGAAGAGAAGAAUGUUCUAGUAGUGGCAGUCAUGCAUAACUGCGACAGAAGGACUCUACAAAGUGGCAAUUUGCUGGAUUGUAAAAAUUACAGCACUCAGUCCUUAAUGGACACUAUUAGCUUUACACUGGAUAAUGAAAACCGACAGAAUGAUCAGUUUGGUGUUACUGUAAAUGGAUCCACUGAAAAAGAUACAGAUACAGAAAAGCAAGGAGUACAGUUAGAUCGGCUGUAUGCUGAGGCUGACUCUGUUAGCCAUUUGAUUAAUACUUCAUCUGAUAGUCUGUCCAAUGCAUGCCUCCCCCAUCGAUUAAAGGAUGAUUUUAAUAUUAAUAGAGACUCUCUGUUCUCAGAGUCUACAAUUGCAGGGAUUAAUGCAGUGACCUUAUUGCAGAGACCAGCUGAUGGUACUGUUAAAACACAAGAGAGUUGUGCAUCAGUUGAGGAUUUUAUUAGCAGAGCAAUUACUCAAAGAAAAGAUCUGGAAGCUAAAAAUUCUUCUCCUAGUUCAAGUAAUGGAAGUUUCAUGAUAGAGGAAACUGUAGAAGAACAAACAUCUCAACUGUAUCAAUCUGGGCUACCUGUGCUCUCUCAAACUUGUCAGCCUAAUAUGUCUGAAAGUGGCAAUUACAGUGAACGCUUUGAAGAACGUAUUACUUCUGAGGAUGUUAGUGGUGUGGAAAGUGAAGUCAGUGAAUGUGACAAAAUUCUCAGCACAACUGAAUCGCUCAGUGGGGCAGAGUGUUUCCCUGAAUCUCAGGAGAUGACUAAUUGGGAAUUGACUAAACUGAAUAAUAAGCAAACUCAUGGCGAGAAUGAAAGACUUUUGCAGAUGAAAGAGCCUGAGGCGGCUUGUAGUGAUAGUGGGAAAGAUGGAGAUGGGAUGAUGGAAGCAGGCAUGGACAUAAAGGGGAUUUAUAUAGAUGAGCUCGAAGGGUCCAGUCUCUCUGAUGUUAUGGGUACAUCAGCAGCAAGCUCUCUGUCUAAUGGUUGUGAUUCCUAUGGAAUGCAGAACCCAAUUGUUGCUCAUAUUCCAAAGACUUUACCCUCCAAGGAAGACUCAGUGACAGAGGAAAAGGAGAUAGAGGAGAGCAAGUCAGAAUGUUACACUAAUGUUUAUGAACAAAGAGGAAAUGAGGCUGCUGAUGGGAGUGGUCUCAUUUUAAACAGCACUGGUGACCAAAUGAAGAAAAAUUAUGUACAUAGUCUCUGCAGUCAGGUACCAUCUCUGCACGGGCAAACAUUACCAAAAACAGUAACUAACCUGCAACCUAUCAGUGUUCCAUUUGGUGGUGCAAGACCCAAACAACCUACAAAUCUUAAAUUGCAAAUUCCAAAGCCAUUAUCGGACCAUUUACAAAACGACCUUGUUCCCCCAAACUGUGGAGGUAAUACUAAAAAUAAAAAUGAUGUCUUUGGUAAAGCAAAAAUAGGGGAAACCUUGGCAGCAGAUAUGUUUCCUGAUGAGAAAUCGUUAAAUGCCUCCAUUGCUGAUACCACUGGGGAACAUUUAGAAGAGUAUGAGUCUGGGGUCUCUAGUAGUCCGUGCCUUGCAGUAGCCCCAGAUAGUCCAGAUAAUGAUCUCAGAGCUGGUCAGUUUGGAGCUCCCACCAGAAAGCCAUUUACUACUUUAGGUGAGGUGGCUCCAGUUUGGGUUCCAGAUUCUCAAGCACCAAACUGCAUGAAAUGUGAGGCCAGAUUUACAUUCACCAAAAGGAGGCAUCAUUGCAGAGCAUGUGGGAAGGUUUUCUGUGCAGCAUGCUGCAGUCUGAAAUGCAAGUUGCUGUACAUGGACAGAAAAGAAGCCAGAGUGUGUGUAAUCUGUCAUUCAGUACUAAUGAAUGCUCAAGCCUGGGAGAACAUGAUGAGUGCCUCAAGCCAGAGUCCUAACCCUAACAAUCCUGCUGAAUACUGUUCUACUAUCCCUCAUUCCCUCUGAAGCGUUAGGAACUGGCCACUGUCAAAAGACAGGAUGCUGGGCUAGCUAUCCCUCCCCCCAAAGACACUUGUCAUGUGGGUUGGGUCAAAGGGAAAGAGAAAUGCAGACAGGAAAUUGGCUCAACCCAGAGAACAAAGACGUGUUUGGUUUGCUGAUGGGAUAUUACCUAAUGGAGAAGUUGCUGAUGCAGCAAAAUUGACAGUGGCUGGGACAACUCCUACAGGAACCCUAGCAGUGUCACAUGAUCCAACCAAGCCUGUGACCAACAGCUCUUUAUCAGUAGAGACUGAUAACACUUCUGGAUUCUCGGGAAGUAUAACUCAGGUUGGCAGUCCAGUUGGCAGUGCGAUGAACCUGAUCCCUGAAGAUGGUCUUCCUCCAAUUCUGAUCUCCACUGGAGUAAAAGGAGACUAUGCUGUAGAAGAAAGACCUUCUCAGAUCUCUGUGAUGCAGCAGCUGGAAGAUGGCAGCCCUGACCCUCUUGUGUUUGUUUUAAAUGCAAAUUUGCUGUCCAUGGUUAAAAUUGUGAAUUAUGUGAACAGGAAGUGCUGGUGUUUCACUACAAAGGGAAUGCAUGCAGUGGGGCAGUCGGAGAUAGUGAUUCUCCUGCAGUGUUUACCUGAUGAGAAGUGUUUGCCGAAGGAUAUCUUUAAUCAUUUUGUGCAACUUUAUCGGGACGCCUUGGCAGGUAAUGUCGUGGGCAGCUUGGGACACUCCUUUUUCAGCCAGAGUUUUCUUGGCAGUAAGGAACAUGGUGGAUUUUUAUAUGUGACGUCUACAUAUCAGUCACUGCAGGACCUGGUGCUCCCAACUCCGCCCUACUUGUUUGGAAUUCUUGUUCAGAAAUGGGAGACUCCCUGGGCUAAAGUGUUCCCCAUCCGACUGAUGCUGAGACUUGGAGCUGAAUACAGACUUUAUCCUUGCCCACUUUUCAGCGUCAGAUUUCGUAAGCCAUUGUUUGGGGAGACUGGACACACAAUUAUGAAUCUUCUUGCAGACUUCAGAAAUUACCAAUAUACGUUGCCAGUGGUCCAAGGUUUAGUGGUUGAUAUGGAAGUGAGAAAAACCAGCAUCAAAAUCCCCAGCAACAGAUAUAAUGAGAUGAUGAAAGCCAUGAACAAGUCUAAUGAGCAUGUUCUAGCUGGGGGAGCAUGCUUCAAUGAGAAAGCAGACUCUCACCUAGUGUGUGUCCAGAAUGAUGAUGGGAACUACCAGACGCAGGCCAUCAGUAUUCAUAAUCAGCCAAGAAAGGUGACUGGUGCCAGCUUCUUUGUGUUCAGUGGAGCUUUAAAAUCCUCUUCGGGCUACCUUGCCAAGUCCAGCAUUGUGGAAGAUGGUGUAAUGGUCCAGAUAACUGCUGAGAACAUGGACUCCUUGAGGCAGGCUCUGAGAGAGAUGAAAGACUUCACUAUUACUUGUGGCAAAGUAGAUGCUGAAGAGCCUCAGGAACAUGUUCAUAUUCAGUGGGUGGAUGAUGACAAAAACUUUAACAAGGGUGUUAUAAGCCCCAUUGAUGGCAAAUCCAUGGAGUCUAUAACCAGUGUGAAGAUAUUUCAUGGCUCGGAGUAUAAAGCAAAUGGAAAGGUCGUUAGGUGGACGGAGGUGUUCUUUCUGGAGAAUGAUGACCAACAUAAUGGUCUAAGUGACCCAGCAGAUCAUAGCAGACUGACUGAGAAUGUGGCCAAGGCUUUCUGUUUAGCUCUCUGUCCUCACCUUAAGUUAUUGAAGGAAGAUGGAAUGACUAAGCUAGGUCUGCGUGUUACACUUGACUCGGAUCAAGUUGGCUAUCAAGCUGGGAGUAAUGGACAGCCACUGCCCUCUCAAUACAUGAAUGACCUGGACAGUGCCUUAGUUCCAGUGAUUCAUGGAGGAGCAUGUCAGCUGAGUGAGGGGCCAGUCAUAAUGGAGCUCAUCUUUUAUAUUCUGGAAAACAUCUCAUAAGAGGACUUCAUUUUCUGUUCAGACCUGUUCCAGCAGCAGUUGUAUCUGAAUCAUUUGCACUUUAAAACUGGAAGAUUAAGCUUUUGUUAACACUAUUGGGGGGAGGGGGGGAGUUGUUCCAUAAUUCUAAAUCUUCUAUGCAUUGUCAACAAACAGAGGAUCAGGGCAGCUUCUAUACUACAAAAUGUCUAUGCUAUCCUUGCAGCUCAUACAGUUCUGUUACUGUUUAGAAAAAUAAUGCUCAUAUUUAAAGACUUAAUUACAGUCAUGUACUCUAAAUGCUCAAACGGGUGCAAAGAUCACUGGGGCGUAAAUAAAAGAUGAAAUGUCAAAUUUGUACUGUUUGUAGAUGGACAUGUAAGAAGAAACAAUCAAGACCUCCAUUCUGACCUCAUCAUUAAUGCCAUUUGUGGUUAUUCUGUAGACAUUAAAAAGUAAUGUUUACAUUAUUUUGACCAGAUUACUGGUUGAAGUACAUCAGAGACACUUUAGGAUAUGCCUAGUGAGUUGCAUGGGAAGGUUACCUAGCCAAAAAAAAUGGCAUAUGAGGCUGCCAAUCAUUCAGUCUGAAUGAAAGAAAGGGCAUAUCUUGGACAGUGGUAUAUAAUUUAAACUUGCAGUUUUGUGUGUAUAUUAGGCUAGUAUACUUAUUUUUUCCCUACUUGUUAUAAAAAUUGUCACCUCAGAUUUCUAUAACCUAGAAAAACUUUGCCAUUCUGUAUUUUGUUUAUGAAUCUCAAUGGUAUACACCUGUCACAGGUAAAAGAAAAGUUAGCCCUAAAGUGCGGUUAUGGUAUUCCUGUUCCCCCAGUAGGUCCUGCUUUAUAAAGAAAAGUAACACCCAGGGCACUUUUGUAAGUCUCCUCAUUGCUGUAGACUGUAGUGUAACACUAGUGUCAUGUAACACAAUUUGCACUUAACACUUCAUAUUAGCAGCACCAUGUAACGCUUACCCCCAUAACAAAAGCACAAAGUGGCUGUUGCAUGAUGUGCUAAAAAAGAGGCUUUUGGUUCAGCUCAGAAAACUUGCACUUGGCCUCACCUACAAACAAAGGGCAGGUGAGAGGGGAGCAGCUGCUCACUUCUGCUACACAGCAUUAGGAAAACGAGGAACAGCCAAUACGAAUGUGGUUCCACAUUCUUUACUAAAUCAAAUUUCCAUCCAAAGAACAUGGCUAGUAAGUGGAAAGAGCUGAAAGCAGGAGUAAUGAGCUAGUUUAGCCAUGCAUAGGCGCUGCUGCUUGACUGUUACGACCCUCUUCUUGGGGAUGGGAAGAGAUGAGAAACACUGUUAAAGCAAGUCUUUGAAUCUGGCCAACUUUUAGUGGUGACCUCCGUCAAUUCUGAUUUGAAACUAAUUUGCACUGUGGAAAGAGCAGCUUUUGCAGCAGAACAAAGGAACAGUAAAGCUAGAGUUAGGCUGAUACAAGCAAAUAGACAUAGCAGAAGGGAAACAACUCUACAGGUAGCAAUCAAUGUAUUUUACAAAAAGGUACAAUAGCUGUAUAGGUGCUGAAUGGAAUUGUGAAUAAAUGGCUACUGCUUUUUUAAAAACAGUAAAACUAUCCACAUACAGUCUAGAAAAUUCCAGCUGCCACCUCAGGACAUGUCUGGAAGGAAGAGUUGUAGAAUUAAUAAAAACAAUCACUGGACAGGAGAGCACUUAGUCUCACUUUUUGUUUGCAUUAAAAUUCACCUUAUCUCUGUCAUUUGGUAAUAGGUGGCCAUGUGCUACUCUUAAAAUGUUUCUGGCUGAUCAAAGUUUAAGUUCCUACACAGCAAUCCAAGAGGCUUCCUGCAUUUUCAUUUGUUUUGCUGUAAAGAAAUGUAAUUAAGUUUGACUUGAGUUAUUUUGAAAUUCCCUACAACACAUUUUGUUUUUGCACACUCUUGAGUGUUGAUAUACAUGUCUACAGAGUGUAAGUAAAGCUCUUUUGAUUGACAACUACCAUAAAAUCCUACUGCUGGAAACUCCAUUCCAGCACUGCCACGGCAGAAGUUUUUCAGUUACUUUAGUUCCAUUAAGUUAUGCUUAUUGAGGCUAAAAAAACAAUCUUCUCUUCCUUACCCCUAGGAGUCACUUAGGUUUGGGUUAUGGUUGUGCAAAACACUAUUGACUGGUGACUGACUUGUUUGCUUCAAUCAUAGCCUUUUAAAUGACCUUAAAAUUACCAUAUUGUUAAGAAAAUGAGUACUUGUUUUAGAAAAAAAUUGUACUUUUAAAAUUCAGUUAGUUAACACUGCAAAAAACUGCAUAUUAUAUUUUUAUUUUCAACAUGUAGUUUUGUAUAUUAAAUUUAUUGAAAUUAAAAACUAAA
Molecule: messenger RNA, 6795 nt
Organism: Chrysemys picta bellii (western painted turtle)
Lineage: Eukaryota; Metazoa; Chordata; Testudines; Emydidae
Source: RefSeq, a predicted model, not a curated record